Molecule: messenger RNA, 2052 nt
Organism: Rangifer tarandus platyrhynchus (Svalbard reindeer)
Lineage: Eukaryota; Metazoa; Chordata; Mammalia; Artiodactyla; Cervidae
Source: the annotation of a GenBank genome assembly
AUGGAGGAUUCGGGCAUCCAGCGAGGCAUCUGGGAGGGAGAUGCCAAGGCUGUCCAGCAGUGUCUGACAGAUAUUUUUACCAGCGUUUACACCACCUGCGACAUCCCUGAGAAUGCUAUAUUCGGUCCCUGCGUCCUGAGCCACACUUCCUUGUACGACAGCAUAGCUUUCAUAGCUCUCAAGUCCACAGACAAGAGAACGGUCCCUUACAUCUUCCGGGUAGACACCUCAGCGGCGAAUGGUUCCUCGGAAGGUCUCAUGUGGCUGCGUCUGGUGCAAUCAGCCAGAGAUAAAGAAGAGCAGAACCUUGAAGCCUAUAUAAAAAACGGACAGCUGUUUUACCGCUCUCUCCGCAGGAUUGCCAAAGAUGAGGAGUUACUAGUUUGGUACGGGAAAGAACUGACCGAGUUACUCUUGCUCUGCCCCUCUAGAUCCCACAGCAAAAUGAAUGGGUCGUCCCCUUACACAUGCCUGGAGUGCAGCCAACGUUUCCAGUUUGAGUUCCCCUAUGUAGCGCAUCUGCGCUUCCGCUGCCCCAAGAGACUUCACGGCGCUGAUCUGAGCCCCCGAGAGGAGCAAGGCGGCGGCGUGGGCACCAAGGAUCACGGGGGCGGCGGCGGUGGCAAGGACCAGCAGCAGUCGCAGGAGGCACCCUUGGGUCCCGGCCCCAAGUUCUGCAAAGCCGGCCCGGUCCACCACUACCCAGCGCCCUCCCCCGAGAGCGGUAACCCGCCGGCGGCUGGUGGCGGCAGCGGCGCGAAGCCGUCCACGGACUUUCACAACCUGGCGCGGGAGCUGGAGAACUCCGGGGGCGCCAGCAGCUGCUCCCCGGUGCGGAGCCUCGGCGGCGGCAGCAGCCACCAGGAGGCGGAGCUGAGUCCCGACGGCAACGCCGCAGGCGUGGGCAAAGGGAAGAGGAAGUUCCCGGAGGAGGCGGCCGAGGGCGGCGGUGCGGGGCUGGUGGGGGGCCGGGGCCGUUUCGCCGAGCGGGCCCUGCCCGCCUCCAAGGAGGACCUGGUGUGCACGCCGCAGCAGUACCGCAACUCGGGCAGCUACUUCAGCCUGGAGGAGAACGGCCGCCUCUUCGCGCCGCCCAGCCCCGAGACGGGAGAGGCGAAGCGCAGCGCCUUCGUGGAGGUGAAGAAGGCGGCCCGGGCGGCCGGGGGGCCGGAGGAGGCGGCCGCCGAUGGCGGGGGCGCGGUCGCCGAGGAGCAAGACGCGGGCGGCGGCGGCGGCUCCUCCUCCACGCCCGUGGCCGCGUCCCCGGCCGGCACCGAGAAGCUGCUGGCCCCGCGGCCCGGGGGCGCGCUGCCCGGCCGGCUGGAGGGCGGCAGCCCGGCGCGGGGCAGCGCCUUCACCUCGGUGCCGCAGCUGGGCGGCGCGGGCGGCGGCGGCGCGGGGGGCGGUGCGGGCGCUGGGGGCAGUUCGGGUGGGGCGGGCGGCGGCCAGGGCGCAGCGGCGGACGAGCGCAAGAGCGCCUUCUCGCAGCCGGCGCGCUCCUUCUCGCAGCUGUCCCCGCUGGUGCUGGGCCAGAAGCUGGGCGCUCUCGAGCCGUGCCACCCCGGCGACGGGGUGGGCCCCACCAGACUGUACCCCGCCGCCUCCGACCCGCUGGCCGUGAAGCUCCAGGGAGCGGCGGAGCUGAACGGAGGUUGCGGGGCCCUGCCGAACGGCGGCGGCGCGGGCGGGCUGCCCAAGCAGAGCCCGUUCCUCUAUGCCACCGCCUUCUGGCCCAAGAGCUCCGCCGCCGCGGCGGCCGCAGCAGCGGCGGCCGCGGGGCCCCUGCAGUUGCAGCUGCCGUCGGCGCUCACGCUGCUGCCGCCCUCGUUCACCUCGCUGUGUCUGCCCGCGCAGAACUGGUGCGCCAAGUGCAAUGCCUCCUUCCGCAUGACCUCUGACCUAGUGUACCACAUGAGGUCGCAUCACAAAAAGGAGUACGCCAUGGAGCCCUUGGUGAAGCGACGGCGGGAGGAGAAACUCAAGUGCCCCAUUUGCAACGAGUCCUUCAGGGAGCGCCACCACCUCUCCAGGCACAUGACCUCGCAUAAUUGA